GAAUUCCAAAUUGACAAAGUACUCGAAGAGCUAAAAAUGGACAUGGACAUGUUUGUGGAUCUGUGUAUUAUGAUGGGCUGUGACUACUGCGGUACGAUACGGGGCAUUGGGCCCAAACGCGCACUAGAACUCAUAUACAAGCACAAAAACAUAGAGACUAUCCUGGAGAACCUCGACAAAACGAAGGUACGCUGA
Messenger RNA from Sphaeroforma arctica JP610, 195 nucleotides. RefSeq lists its product as hypothetical. The annotation marks the transcript as partial. The transcript has a single exon. NCBI's taxonomy places the organism in Eukaryota, Ichthyosporea, Ichthyophonida. The record is from RefSeq and is a predicted model, not a curated record. Gene Ontology annotation, molecular function: DNA binding; 5'-3' exonuclease activity; 5'-flap endonuclease activity.